GAGCGAGCGCGUUCACAGAACAUUCUGGGUAUCUACUGAAGACUUCCAGGUCAGACAGCUAGCAUGAAGCAAGGAGGCUUCAUUCAUUGUCCGCCCUAACCAAAACUCUAUAUAUAAAAAACGCAACAAUGACACUCACACCUCUUGUUUACUGGGCUCAACGCCAUGAAGAAAUUUACCUACGAGUGGAGCUGACAGACGCUCAGAAUAUUGAUGUCCAUGCACAGGACAACGUCCUUCAGUUUAGAGCCCAGGGCCAUGGUGCAAAAGGACAAAAUGAAUACGAGUUCAGCCUGGAGUUUCUUUCACCAGUAAAGCCAGAGGUGAGCUACAAGUCCACACAGCGGCAGGUAAAUAUUACAGUGCGGAAACAGCAGCGUGGCUGGUGGGAGAGACUGACAGUACAGGAGCGUAAACCUGUCUUCCUGGCACCUGACUUUGACCGCUGGCUGGACGAGUCAGACGCUGAAAUGGAGAUCCGGGAAAAGGAGGAGAAAAGGAACAGGCUGAGGGCUUCAAGGCAUAAAGAAGAAGGGUUUGUCAGCCUGAAAACAGGAUUUUUGUUUGUAUAUAACCUGGUGCAGUUCCUUGGUUUCUCAUGGAUCUUUGUCAACAUGACUGUGCGCCUCUUUAUCUUUGGCCAAGACUCUCUCUACGACACAUUUCACACUAUAUCGGACGUGAUGUUUUUCUGCCAGAUCCUGGCAGCAGUAGAGGUCCUCAACGCUGCUUUUGGUGUAGUCAGAACAGGUGUUGUUCCAACUCUUAUACAGGUGGUUGGAAGGAAUUUUAUCCUCUUCAUCAUUUUUGGUAGUUUGGAGGAAAUGCACCACCGGCCAGUUGUGUUCUUCGUUUUCUAUUUGUGGAGCGCUAUCGAGAUUUUUAGGUAUCCAUUUUACAUGUUGGGCUGCUUUAACACAGAGUGGAAAAUUCUCACAUGGCUGCGGUACACAGUCUGGAUACCACUGUACCCAUUAGGUGUUUUAGCCGAAGCUGUUGCUGUCAUACAAUCCAUUCCCAUCUUUUACGAGACCAAACUCUUCAGCAUUCCUCUGCCGAAAGCCAUUGGCACCUCCAUCAGCUUCUCUUACGUCCUGCAUGUCUAUCUUGUUCUCAUGUUUCUGGGACUUUUUAUCAAUUUUCGUCAUCUGUACAAGCAGAGGAAGAAGCGUUUCCGUACCAAGAAGAGAAAAGCAAACUGAGAUCAAGCACCAUAACAACAACAAUCCUCAAACACCUUUGCUGCCUGCUUAUUUCUGGAGAAUGAUCCUUACAAUGGUCCAGUCAAGUCAGUAAUGUUAUGAAUAAUAAUGUUUCUUUUUCACACCUUGUUUGCUCUCACUAAAAUGAUUUCCUUUUUGGUCAACAUGAACAUCCUAAAGAUGAUGCAAUAUUUCAUCACUGCGCUGAUAGUCUCACUUACUGGUGUUUGCUCUCUUAUAUAAAUUUUGUAGAUUUGUGAUGAGCCAUAGACCUUGAUGUCGUGUGUGAUACUGUGUUUCUUCUUCCUUUUAAUCUUGGUUGAGGUUUUUCUUUUUUCUUUAAUGCAGUGGUAUUUUUGGUUGAAGAUAUGUCAACAAGCACUGAUCAGGAAACCCUGCUGCUGUCAUUUGAUAGUAAUUAGUGUAUAAAUGAAGAAAACAUUCUCAACAAAUACUGUAUUUGUUAUCAUUCCAGAUUUCUGAACCGUCCCACAAUCCUCAGGGAAAAUUAUACUGGUGUUUGCUUAAAUACAGAAAGCGUUUUGUGUCCCUUGUGCUCAGCGAUAACUUUUAUUUUUAUCCCUUCCUCACAGCUGUUUUAUUAUUUUGAUAGUCACCUAAAUUUUAAAGGCAAACAUUAACAGUCAUUUCCCAGGUUUCUUGUAAAUGUGGCAGUUAUUUGACACUGGAUAAAAAUGAAAUUUAAAUCUGUUCUAUUUGUGAAAAACGAUCCUACAAAGUAACGUAAAAAAAUAUGUACACGCAAACAUAUUACAAACACCUCACUGUAUACGUUUUGCCAUGUUUAGGCAGUGUCACAGAGGAGUUUAAGUUAUCCACCAUUAAUCACUUCCACAAACAGGUUCUUGAAGCAGCCCCCUUUGAUGAAUUCUUCAAAUAAACAUCCAGCAUACACCUGGUGUCUCCACAUUGGUC
Molecule: messenger RNA, 2138 nt
Organism: Lates calcarifer (barramundi perch)
Lineage: Eukaryota; Metazoa; Chordata; Actinopteri; Centropomidae
Gene: hacd3
Product: 3-hydroxyacyl-CoA dehydratase 3
Exons: 11
Coding region: 129-1202 (357 amino acids)
Biological process (GO): sphingolipid biosynthetic process; fatty acid elongation; very long-chain fatty acid biosynthetic process
Cellular component (GO): endoplasmic reticulum membrane
Molecular function (GO): 3-hydroxyacyl-CoA dehydratase activity
Source: RefSeq, a predicted model, not a curated record